Messenger RNA from Striga asiatica, 2445 nucleotides. Lineage: Eukaryota; Viridiplantae; Streptophyta; Magnoliopsida; Lamiales; Orobanchaceae. The record is from the annotation of a GenBank genome assembly.
AUGUCUAAAGCCAUUCUCUCUCUCAUCAAACCCCGGUACCACCCCCAACCCAAGCCCCAAAUCACUCCCCACAUCUCAAAAAUCGCACUCCAAGUCUGCCAUAUACUGAGAAGCCAGGACCAAAAAUGGGAAGAAACCCUCCUUAAUCGACUGUCGGAGGAGGAAAUCGCGCCUUCUGAAGUUGCCCACGCUGUGUUCGACAAAAUCCGCGACUGCGAAUUGGGCCUCAGAUUCUUCACUUUCGUCUCCCGGAACAAUUUCCCCCUCCAAGGGCCCGCUUAUUCGGCCCUUCUCAAGCUCUUGGCCCGCUCCAAAUUGUUCGAAGAAACAGAGAACGUGCUGCUAGACUGCACGAGGUGCAAAGAGAAACUACCCACUCGUGAGGCUUUGGAUGUCGUCAUCCGUGCUUAUGCUGACUCGGGUUUAGUAUCUAAGGCUCUCGAUUUAUACUCGUUUGUGCUGAGAACCUUCAAUUCUGUUCCCGAUUUGUUGGCCUGUAAUUCCUUGCUCAACGGGCUAGUUAAGGAUGGAAACAUGAAGGACGCACGGUACGUGUUUGACGAAAUGGUGAGGAGAGAUAGUUGUGGUGAUAGUUUCUGUAUUGAUAAUUACAGCGUAUGUAUUAUGGUGAGAGGGCUGUGUCGAGAAGGUCAAGUCGAGAAAGGUCGAAGGCUGAUUGAGAAAAGGUGGGGGAAAGGUUGCAUCCCAAAUAUUGUUUUCUAUAAUACUCUCAUUGAUGGCUAUUGCAGGAGAGGUGAUGUCGAGAGAGCUUACGGUCUUCUGGAGGACUUGAAAGCAAAGGGUUUCUUGCCUACAGAACAGACGUACGGUGCAAUUAUAAAUGGUUUUUGCAGAAGAGGAGAUUUUAACAGGGUUGAUCAAUUUCUGAAAGAAAUGGAGUCCAGCGGGCUUAAAAUCAAUGCUCAGGUUUAUAAUAACAUCGUGGAAGCUAAGUGCAAGCACGGUUUUGUCGAUGAAGCUGUGGGGAUCACAGGGAAGAUGACCGAAUGCGGGCUCGGGCUUGACAUAGUGACGUACAAUACUUUGAUUUCUAAUGCGUGUAGGAAUGGGAAGGUUAGAGAGGCGGAGAAGCUUCUAGAAGACGCGGUUCGUGGUGGGUUGGCGCCGAACAAGAUGAGUUUUACUCCUCUUGUACACGCUUAUUGUCAGGAAAGAGAUUUCGAACGGGCCUCGGGCUUGCUUGUCCGGAUGACAGAAUGCGGGCAUAAGCCCGAUUUGAUAACCUACGGAGGUCUUAUACAUGGCUUAGUUGCUGCUGGAGAUAUCAAAGCUGCACUAACGAUUAAAGACAAGAUGGUGGAAAGGAGAUUGUCACUCGACCAGUGCAUUUACAAUGUUUUGAUGAGCGGACUCUUUAAAAGGGGCCUUUUAUUGGAUGCCAGGCAGCUUCUUGUUGAGAUGCUUGGCCUGAAUCUAUCACCGGAUGCACAUGUAUAUGCCACUUUAGUGGAUGGGUAUAUCCGAAAUCAUAAGUUUGAAGAUGCAAAAAAAUUUUUUGAUGAUAUAAUCAAAAGGGGUGUCAACCCUGGGCUUGUUGUGUACAAUGCUAUGAUGAAGGGCUACUGCAAGUUUGGGACGAUGAAAGAUGCAGUCUUUUGCAUUAAAAAAAUGAUUGAAAGAAAAAUUAUUCCUGAUGAGUAUACUUAUUCUACGGUGGUAGACGGAUACACGAAGCAGAAUGAUUUAUCCGGUGCAUUAGCUGUAUUUUGCUGUGCAUUUAAACGAAAUCGUGCAUCAAAUGCCGUAAUUUAUACUUCCCUUAUUGGUGGGUUUUGUAGUCUUGGGGAUAUUGAUGGAGCAAAAAGAAUUUUUGAAGGGAUGCUACUAAACGGUAUAAAACCAAAUGUUGUGACUUAUACUGUACUUAUAGGUAGCUGUUGCAAAGCAGGGGAACUCACGAAAGCAUCCUCGUUCUUUGAGAAAAUGCUGAUGUGCAAGUGUAGUCCCAAUGAUGUGACUUAUCAUUAUUUGGUUAAUGGAUUAUUGAACAAUGUCGGUUUCGUCAUUAGUGAAUCAGAUGUUAAUAAGCCUAUGCUCCUUGAUAUUUUUGGGAGAUUAGUAUCAGACAGCUGGCUGGCCAUAUCUGCUGCGUAUAUCUCAAUCAUUGCUUGUCUCUGUUUAAAAGGGAUGCUUGGAGAUGCAUUGAAGUUAAUCGAUAACAUGGUGAGAAAACGGCUUAUUUUAGAUUCAGUGAUUCUGGCUGCUUUAUUGCACGGUGUUUGUAUGGCAGGAAAGUCUAAUGAAUGGAGGAAUGUGAUUACUAUUAAGCCCGAGUUGUUUGAUCCAAAUAUUGACGCUGCUUUGAAAUACCUGUCGGUAUUUGAUUGCUACUCGACUCACAAAGUGACUAGGGAAGUUUCGGGGAUUUUGCAUGACUUGCUUGAAGAAUGGAAAUCAAGCGAGAGAAGGAUUUGUGGAUCGUGA